UUAAGACAAGUUCAGGAGACCCCAGGCACAGUCUAGUCAUUUUCCGGGGAGGGGGGGAAAUCAUAUUGAAAUUGGUUGCGGCUAUAUUUUACCAGCUUAGUCUCUGGCAGCUGCUGCAAAGAGUUAAGGCGUGAAUGUUUGAAGUGAAUUAAAGUCUAUUUUUGAACUGAGCAUUCGAGUCCAGGAGGAAUGGUCUCUGAAGGGAAAGGAAAGCGAUGAACAAUAUGACAGGCAGUUGGUGCAGAACAUGCCUCUCAAACACUGCUAUCUGCCGAUGAUUGGAAUUUUCCUGUAAAAUGACUUGAAAGGGAGAUCGAGACACAUAGAAGAUGAAUGAUUACAGAGAAGAUGGCAUGGAUUUAGGAAGUGAUGCUUGUAGCCGCUCAAGUUCCGAAUCCAGCUCCAACAAAGUGACCCCUUGCUCAGACUGUAAGUCUUCCCCCAGCCUGGAUCUGGCUGCCCUGGAGGAUUAUGAGGAGGAGGACUUUAUGGUGGACAAGGUGAGCGAUGAGUGGGAGGAUGAAGAUGAGGAGGAAGAAGAGGGUGGUGAUGAUGAUGGCUUUCCGAAGGACAAUUGUUUGUCAAGGACUGUCGCAAGCAGGAGUUUAGCAGAAGAGUUUGAGGACAUUAAAGGUGGUCAUCUGUCUGCUAUCAAUGGAAACCCCUCUCAUCGGCACAAAUUAAAUGGAAACUUAGUAACUGGGAAACCUCCAAAUAGAGCAAAGCACAGCCCCCCCAAACCUCAGAAUACCGCUAUCAGGGGGCCUCCAAUGAACUCAUUUGUUGGCUCAGGUGGCCUCAUGAGGGAGGAACCCCAGCUUCCCACAAUGGACUGGGAAACCUUAGAGAAGCACCUUGCGGGACUUCAGUUCCAAGAACAAGAGUCCAGGAACCAGAAACAAGCAAGAUCAUAUUACACGUCUGCUCAGAAGAAUGAAAGAGAAUCCAUCCGGCAAAAGUUGGCACUGGGGAGUUUUUUCGAUGAUGGCCCUGGCCUCUAUACCAGCUGCAGCAAAAGUGGGAAGCCAAGUCUGUCUUCCAGGCUCCAAAGUGGGAUGAAUUUACAGAUCUGUUUUGUAAAUGACAGCGGAAGUGACAAGGACAGCGAUGCUGAUGACAGCAAAACGGAAACGAGCCUGGAUACCCCAUUAUCCCCAAUGAGCAAGCAGAGUUCUUCAUACUCAGACAGAGACACCACUGAGGAGGAAUCCGAGUCCUUUGAAGACAUGGAUUUUAUCUCGCGACAGAAGAAACUGCAGGCUGAAGCCAAGAUGGCGUUGGCUAUGGUGAAACCCAUGGCCAAGAUGCAGGUGGAGGUGGAAAAACAGAAUCGGAAAAAAUCUCCAGUUGCAGAUCUUUUACCGCACAUGCCGCACUUGAUGAAGAGGAGCUUGAAGCCUACUGACCUGAGGGAUAUGACGAUUGGCCAGUUACAGGUUAUAGUGAAUGAUCUUCACUCUCAGAUUGAAAGCUUGAAUGAAGAGCUAGUCCAGCUCCUCCUCAUCCGUGAUGAAUUGCACAUGGAACAAGAUGCAAUGCUUGUAGAUAUCGAAGACUUGACAAGACAUGCUGAAAGUCAGCAGAAGCACAUGGCAGAGAAAAUGCCAACUAAAUAAAGCAAAAAGCCAUUGAACAUUAGGAACAAGCUAAACUUUUAUUUUGCUUUUGUGGUUGUCAAAAUGCUGAUGCUCGAGAUGAUACACAAGAAAAAUCAGUGUUAGUCUUUGAUGAUGUCUGAAGCUUUUUGUCCAGUGAUUUGGCCUCUGCUUCCUAAUUUAUUUUAACUUUUUACUUGUGCCUCUAGACACCUGGCAUUUUGUUAAGAAUCUAUAUAUGUACAGUACUUAUUCCAUUACAGACUAUGGAUAAAGAGACAGAUAAUAGUUACAAAUUGUAUUUAUUUUUUUCAUUUGCAAAUCUUUUCAGUUGGUCAGUAUUUUACCUAUAACUACCUUUUAUUCUCCUGUAGUUCCCAAACACAAAUGUUAUUGACGGUGCUAAACAAGUCAACAACUACACGCCUGCCUCAUCGUAAAAUUGUAGCUUUCUGUAUCUUGUAUAAUUCAAUCAGUGGUCAACAUUUUGUGAAUGUUGAUUACCUGACUUCCAUUUUUAGAUGUGCUAUUGUAUUAUUCAACUGGAUUACAAGGAAAGGUCACAUUGAGAGGUUUUAUGUAUAAAUAUGUAAAAUAAACUUUAAACAUUUG
Messenger RNA from Bufo bufo (common toad), 2207 nucleotides. Its product is annotated as schwannomin-interacting protein 1. Bases 330 to 1616 code for a protein of 428 amino acids. The transcript is spliced from 8 exons. Gene Ontology annotation, biological process: positive regulation of hippo signaling. Gene Ontology annotation, cellular component: plasma membrane; cell junction. The record is from RefSeq and is a predicted model, not a curated record. Lineage: Eukaryota; Metazoa; Chordata; Amphibia; Anura; Bufonidae.